Messenger RNA from Pogonomyrmex barbatus (red harvester ant), 1119 nucleotides. It is a transcript of the gene Ccm3, whose product is annotated as programmed cell death protein 10 Ccm3. Gene Ontology annotation, cellular component: FAR/SIP/STRIPAK complex. Gene Ontology annotation, molecular function: protein kinase binding. The record is from RefSeq and is a predicted model, not a curated record. NCBI's taxonomy places the organism in Eukaryota, Metazoa, Arthropoda, Insecta, Hymenoptera, Formicidae. Gene Ontology annotation, biological process: positive regulation of MAP kinase activity; regulation of Golgi organization.
UUCGGAUAAUGUUGGCAGCGCCGGGUAACCUCGUUUCCGCGUGUCUAGCGCCUAUUGUGACAGCUGUCAUAGAGAAAGAGUUAUGCUGGUGAGCUGUGUUCGUGCCAGUCGCGUGUAAACAACCCUUUUGCUGCGACCGUUUUGCAAAGCGGCCUCGACUUUUCGUGCGCCUCGUCCGAAUCGACUCGCGACCGAAUCGUUUUAAUUCUCGACAUCUCGAGCGACAACACACACGGUGAAGGAUGACAAUGGGCGAUGAGACCCCGGUUACAUCACUGGUUCUUCCCGUCAUAUUAAGGCCAAUAUUAACCAAGUUGGAAAGGCAAAAUGUGAUGGCAGCACAGACUCUACGAGCGGCUCUCUCAAAAGCGGAGAGUUCGCAUCCUGGAAUUACUUAUGACUUGAUCAUGGGUAUAAUACGUAGAGCAGAGUUGAAUCUUGACAUGAACGAAAGUGUCUUACGGUUGCAGGGCGCUGCUUCUGAUUAUGAUGUUGUGGAGUACCGUUCAGCACGUUCAGAAGAUGCAUUUCAAGAAUUGAAUCGUAAAUCAACCUCCUUGAAAAGAAUACUUAGCAGGAUUCCUGAUGAGAUAACAGACAGAAAGACCUUUUUAGAAACAAUCAAAGAAAUUGCCAGUGCAAUAAAGAAACUCUUAGAUGCUGUAAAUGAGGUUACCGCAUUUAUACCUGGUUCAGCUGGUAAACAAGCUUUAGAUCAACGUAAGAGAGAAUUCGUGAAAUAUAGUAAAAGAUUCAGCAAUACAUUAAAGGAAUACUUCAAAGAAGGACAAGCAAACGCAGUAUUUGUGAGCGCACUGUACCUGAUACACCAAACAAAUAUGAUUAUGCUCACAGUAAAGGACAAAUGUGAGUAAAGAAUUUUCAAUGAAUUUCCAGCGUUGUAUGUAAUAAUAUCACGAGAGUCAGAUAAACCAUAAAUAUUGUACAACAUCCUAAUCUCACAUAUAUUCUAUUAUACAAGCAAUGAUAAAACCUAUGAAUAUUCGAUAUAAAGGAUUUAACAUCAUUACGUUCUCGUUAACCGACUAUGCACUAUAGUUUUUGUUAUAUAUAUAUAGAUAUAUAUAAAAUAAAGAUGUUGGGGUAUAUUAUUCCAAA